UCAUUUUUGUUCCGUAAACAUCUCUCCGCAAAAAAAAACUAAACAGAGAUACGUGAAGUAGCGAUAUAGCAAUAUAUGGUCACACAAGGUGUUUUAUUUGCUUGUCUCAAAGACAUUUGUUGAGUUGUGUUGUGCGAACAAUAUACAUGAAAAAUUAAUAAUAACAAAAAAAUAAAGAAGUGACAAAAAUUUCGCGUACAAUAUGUCACAAAAAAUUGUGAUUUUUGCGACGAUUCUCGGGGUUAUCAGCGGAGUUACGUCAACUGGUUAUUACACAAUCGUUGCUCCAAAGUCGUUAAGACCUAAUUCCGAGUAUCAUGUUUCGUUGUCGGCGCAUGGAAUAACAGACGCUUUGCAAGUAAAAGUGUUCCUCAAUGGCACAGAAGAGAGUGGCGGUACCUUCUACAGAAGUCAAGAUGUCGUUUUAGAACCAAGUUCCUUCAAAACUGUCAAGUUUGAGCUCGGUGCUUUGAAGUCUGGCAGUUAUAAACUAAAUGCCGAGGGGUUAUCUGGUUUGGUAUUUCAAAAUUCGACCGAUUUGGAUUUCAACGCGAAAAGUUUCUCGGUAUUGGUGCAAACUGAUAAGGCGAUUUACAAGCCGGGUGACUUGAUUCGGUUCCGUACGCUUGUUUUGGAUGCCAAUACGAAGCCGUAUGCCUUCAAUGGGCCCAUGAACGUCUUCAUGAUCGACGGAAGCGGAAAUCGCGUGAAACAAUGGUUGGAUGUGAAGACAACGAAAGGCGUUUACAGCGGCGAAUUCCAACUGUCGGCUGUUACUGUCUUGGGCGAUUGGAAAAUCGAAGUUGAAGUUGAUGGCGAAAAGGAAUCAAAAACUGUCGAAGUUGCCGAGUAUGUUUUGCCUAAAUUUGAAGUGACAGUUGAUACGCCUCCGCAUGCCGUUUUCAAAGAUGGCAAGAUUCGCGUCACAAUUCGCUCGAAAUACACCUACGGCAAACCCGUGAAAGGCGAAGCGACAAUUUCUGCCUUCCCCACGUUGUACAUCGGAAGUGUUCAGCCCUUCAUCCAAGACGCCAUUGCUCGAAAAGUUGUGCCAAUUGAUGGAAAGACUGUCGUUGAGUUCGAUAUCAAGGAAGAAUUGAAAGUUGAUUCCGACAAUGAGUACGAACGAGAUGUCAUUAUCGAAGCAAUUGUCGAAGAAGAGCUCACGGGACGUCGUCAAAACGGAACUGGCAAAGCGACACUCCACAAAAGUCGUCACAAGAUCGAUUUCGUGAAAGAUACCGACGAAUAUCGUCCCGGAUUGCCAUUCACCACAUAUGUGAAAGUAAAUUUCCAUGAUGGAGCUCCUGUACAAGACACUUCCAAUCCCGUUAACGUCAGUAUUCAAUACUUUUGGCGCGAUAACUCGUCACAGGAGAAACUUGUCACGCUCGACGGCAACGGAAUGGCUCGCAUUGAUCUCGUUGUACCCAAAGAUGCUGAUACUUUGAGUGUUAGUGCGACAUAUUUGGGAGUUACAUCAUACAUGGGAUACGUAAAACAAGCGAAAUCCGAAAGCGGAUCAUAUUUAAGUGCGAAACUUUUGACAGAAACACCUCAAAUCAACUCCGACGUCAAUGUUGAAGUUCAAACAACGGAAGUCAUUCGAGAAUGUUUCUACCAAGUACUUGGAAGGGGAGAUAUUAUCGCUUCAGGCGCUGUAACUGUCCCAAAUGCCAAGACAGCAACAUUUAAAUUCCUCGCAACUUUUGCAAUGGUACCAAAAGCUCAGUUGGUUGUUUAUUACAUUCGACCUGAAGACGGAGAAAUGGUCAGUGAUCGCGUUGAAAUCGUUUUUAGCUCGGAUCUCGCCAACUUUGUGAGAUUAGAUGUCUCGAAAGCAGAAACCCGUCCCGGAGACGAAGUACAAAUUACAGUAAGCACAAAGCCAAAUUCCUUCGUUGGAUUGUUGGGAGUCGAUCAAAGUGUUUUGUUACUGAAAAAAGGUAAUGACUUAAGCAAAGAUGCAGUUUUCGAUGAACUCAGCAAAUACGACAGCAAUAACAACCGUUGGGGCGGCCCAUGGGGAAGAUUCAAGCGUGACAUUUUAUAUCCGUGGGAAAGAGAACGUUAUGAACACUUCGAAAGUGCCGGAAUGGUCAUUUUAACGAACACAAAAGGAGAAAAAACUCCUUCCGACGACAAUAGCGCGCCAAAAGGCACGAACUAUCAGUAUUAUAAAGAUACGCCAAGUAGUAGACGUUAUAAAGCGUUAGAACAACAAAAGUACAAAUUGACGACAGUAAAGACGGAUUUGGGUCCGCCAAAAGUGUUGAAAACCUUUACGAGACCUCCGUUGGCAGGACCUUACGCCUUUAGUCGUAUCCCCAAACCACAUUGGAAUAGGCCGCGCAUUAAUGUACCGCAUGAAAUCGAAAAAACCUGGCUAUUUUUAAGUACACAAGCGGGCUUGGAUGGCAUUGCCACGUUGAACAAAAAAGUUCCCGAUACAAUUACAUCUUGGGUUAUUACUGGAUUUGCUGUUGAUCCUGUCAGCGGAUUGGGAUUAACUGAACGCCCAAAGAUGUUGAAUGUCUUCCAACCGUUCUUCGUUUCCUUGAAUUUGCCUUAUUCCGUGAAACGAGGUGAAAUUGUGUCGAUUCCUGUUGUCGUCUUUAACUACAUGGAACGAGAUCAAACAGCUGAAGUCACGUUGCAUAAUGCCGAGAACGAAUUUGAGUUUGUUGAAUUGGAUAAUGAGAUUCCUGAUGAUUCGAAAGUUGAACUUUCCCGCAAAAAGAGCGUAAAAAUUAGCGCAAACAGCGGAAGUAGCGUCGCCUUCAUCAUUCGCCCGAAGAAAGCAGGUCACAUCACCAUCAAAGUAACAGCUCAAUCCAACUCCGCUGGAGACGGCGAGGAACGUCAAUUACUCGUAAAGCCCGAAGGUGUCACGCAAUACGUAAACGAAGCAGUUUUCGUUGAUUUACGCAACAGCCCCAACUUUUUCCAAAAUCUCACGGUAAACAUUCCCAAAAAUGCUGUUCCUGACUCGACGCACAUCGAAGUCACCGUUGUCGGCGACGUUCUUGGCCCAACAAUUAAAAAUUUGGAUAAAUUAAUUCGCAUGCCAUACGGAUGCGGAGAGCAAAAUAUGUUGAAUUUCGUGCCAAAUAUCGUCGUUUUGGAUUAUUUGACGAAAAUUAAUCAAAUAACGCCCGAAAUUGAGGGUAAGGCGAAAAAAUUCAUGGAAGACGGGUAUCAGCGUGAAUUGACGUACAAACAUAAGGAUGGCUCCUUCAGUGCAUUUGGGGAAAGUGACAAAUCGGGAAGUACCUGGUUGACGGCGUUCGUUGCAAAAUCCUUUAGACAUGCCUCGAAAUAUAUUUCCGUGGAAGAAAGUGUCAUCCAAAACGCAUUGCAAUUUUUGGCAAAUACUCAGGCGCCAAACGGAAGUUUCCCCGAGCCGGGAGUUGUGUCGCACAAAGACAUGCAAGGAGGAUCCGGAGAUGGACUCGCAUUAACUGCUUAUACGUUAAUUACCUUUUUGGAGAACAAAAAUGAGCAUCCACAGUUCCAAAACAACAUUAAUCGCGCCAUUGACUAUAUGGUAAAGAAUAUCGAGAACUUGGAUGACCUUUAUGCGAUUGCUUUGACAGCUUAUGCUCUUCAAUUAGCGAAUCACAAUGCUAAGGAUUUCGUUCUUACUCGUUUGGAUGCUCGUGCUACCAACGACGGAGACACCAAACACUGGUCGAAGCCCAUUCCCGCAACUGACAACAAAAAUCCAUGGUACAACAAACCAAAUUCCGUCAAUGUUGAGAUGACUUCAUAUGCUUUACUUGCUUAUAUCGCUGCUGGACAAGAAGCUGCUGCAUUCCCCAUCCUAAAAUGGCUCGUGGGACAGAGAAACGAGAACGGCGGCUUCCAAUCCACACAAGAUACAGUCGUUGGCAUCCAAGCUCUUGCUGCAAUCGGUUCGAAACUCGCUUCAGGCAGUAGUAAUGUUCAACUUAGCGUGCAUUAUGGCGAUGGAAAGGAAGCAAAUAUCAAUGUCAACCCCGGAAAUGCUCUUCUUUUGCAGUCAUAUCUCUUACCUGACACAAUUCGUGAAGUAAAUUUCACUGCAACGGGCUCCGGAGUGGCUGUCGCUCAACUUGCUUAUCGUUACAACACGAACGUCACCGGUGAAUGGCCUCGUUUCACAUUGGAUCCGCAAGUUAGUCGCGAUUCGACGAAAGAUCACUUACAUUUGACCGUUUGUACGAGCUUUGUGCCUGCUGAAGAGAACGAAGUUUCGAAUAUGGCAGUCAUGGAAGUUGAAUUCCCAUCCGGUUUCACUGCAGAUCUUGAUAGUUUGCCGUCGUUGGAGAACUAUGAGAACGUAAAACGUGUUGAAACAAAGGACGGUGACACAAAUGUCGUAUUGUACUUUGAUAAUUUGGAGCGAAAAGAGACUUGUCCUACAAUUCGGGCCUUCCGCACACACAAAGUUGCGAAACAGAAGCCAGCUGCCGUCGUUGUUUAUGAUUAUUAUGACAAUUCUCGUCAAGCUCGCAUGUUCUACCAAACUGAAGCAGCAACCACUUGUGACAUCUGCGAAGGCGAAGAAUGUGCUGAAAAAUGUUCACCCCAAGCCCUGAAACAACAAGCCGAGAAGGAAUCACAAAGCAAGGAACCCGAAAUUUUGUUCAAAGCAGGAAAAGGUGGAUCUUCACAAUUGAUCGAAAGUGUCGUUACACUAAUUUUAACAUUCCUGUGUGUACGAUUGUUCUAAAAAAACGAUAUUUUAACAGAUUUUAACAAGA
This is a messenger RNA of Culicoides brevitarsis, 4745 nucleotides long. Its product is annotated as CD109 antigen-like. The record is from RefSeq and is a predicted model, not a curated record. The transcript has 8 exons. Gene Ontology annotation, molecular function: endopeptidase inhibitor activity. Gene Ontology annotation, cellular component: extracellular region. NCBI's taxonomy places the organism in Eukaryota, Metazoa, Arthropoda, Insecta, Diptera, Ceratopogonidae. The coding region runs from base 203 to 4714 and encodes 1503 amino acids.